Penicillium egyptiacum is the source of this 696-nucleotide messenger RNA. The record is from the annotation of a GenBank genome assembly. NCBI's taxonomy places the organism in Eukaryota, Fungi, Ascomycota, Eurotiomycetes, Eurotiales, Aspergillaceae.
AUGCUCAGGCGGCCCCCAACCAUCAUUGCCCUGGAGGAAAAUGAUGUUGAAUAUCACCUCCAGAGGAUCUAUAUCCGUCAUACCCUGUCUCUCGAAUUCGAGCAGCUGCACUUAGACGAGAGCUGCGAUGAAAGAGACGCAUCUCCCAGUUCGUGUGUCUCUACGGAAUCUGAUGUGGACAUUGACACCACAGGACUGAGUCAAGAAGGAUUAUGUCUUGAGCCUACUUCUCCAAGAAACAGGAGCUAUGCUGCUACAGAUGCAAUUCCACACAAUUCGGUGACUAAGUCAUGCCUCAAAUCCCCUAUCUCAAAUCAGUCCUCGUUACAAGUGGCAAUUUCCACCAGAGUACAUUCGCAGGCAGAUCAGUCUGUUGACCCACCGCGACUGAAGGUGAAAUUUGCGUUGUCACCGCAGGAACUCGAACUUCAUAACAAGGCCCCUCUUGAAGAAGAAACAGACCGAGGUUGUCGCGGAGGAAACCAUCGGCCAAGCCACACAGAUGCUAUAUAUACACCCAUGUCUAUUGACUCGCCAGCUUCGACGCCGCAGGUGUCAUUCUUGUCGUGUGGUGUGUCGUCAAGUCCAGCCACCGCAAGUGUCCCACCCCGGGACCUAACCUUAGCAUCCACUAUGUCUUACGAGGCAGUCUCGCCUGCUCGUGCGGCCAAUAGCAUCGGCGAGGACCGUGGCUAG